Lactuca saligna is the source of this 693-nucleotide messenger RNA. Lineage: Eukaryota; Viridiplantae; Streptophyta; Magnoliopsida; Asterales; Asteraceae. The record is from the annotation of a GenBank genome assembly.
AUGCAAAUCUUGAACGAAAGAGGCUAUUUAUUUACUACGACCGCCGAACGGGAAAUUAUCCGUGACAUGAAAGAAAAGCUUGCAUAUGUGGCUCUUGACUUUGAACAAGAACUGAAAACCACAAAGGUUAUUGAAAAGAAAUAUGAUCUACCCGAUGGGCAAGUUAUCACGAUUGGUACAGAGAGAUUUCGUUGUGCAGAGAUUCUGUUUGAACCAUCUUCAAUUGGAAUAAUAGCUCCUGGUAUAGUUGACCGAAUAAGAAAGGGAAUUACUGCCCUUGCACCUAGUAGCAUGCAGGUUAAUCUUAUUGCGUUGCCUGAGAGGAAACAUAGUGCCUGGAUCGGAGGAUCAAUCCUUGCAUCUCUCAGCAACUUCCAAGAGAAGUGGAUCUCGAAGGCCGACUAUGACGAUAUGGGUUCCUCUAAUUUCCACAAUAAAUUCUUUUAAAUGUGUAUUUUGUUGCUUUUGAUGGACAGGUUUAUUUUUUUUAUUUUUUUUUAUUUUUUAUAAUCUUUAACCAUUUAAUUUUCUGGUUAUGUUUUAUGAGAAGUAAAAAAGGCAUCUAUGGUUUUGUGUUGUAUGAUGUAACCCUAUAAUUUGUUUAGAAUUUGGGUGAAGCAAAUAGUAUUCUUGACAUUUAGAUGUAUAAACUAUACAUCAAGUUGUUAUUGAGAAUUCAAAGGCUUUAACUAA